This is a messenger RNA of Lolium rigidum, 1615 nucleotides long. RefSeq lists its product as uncharacterized. Bases 1 to 1287 code for a protein of 428 amino acids. Lineage: Eukaryota; Viridiplantae; Streptophyta; Magnoliopsida; Poales; Poaceae. The transcript is spliced from 14 exons. The record is from RefSeq and is a predicted model, not a curated record.
AUGGGCGUCCUGUGGAGCAGCCUCUGGGGCAAGCCGGAGCCGCCGCCGCCGAUGGUGCUGGUGCCGCCGCUCUUCGACUACCCGCCCAUCGCCGCCCGCACCAGGAUGUCGGUGCCGGCAUACGAGGUGAUGUUCGGGAAGCUCCCCUUGCGCAGUCUGUUCGAGGACUACUUCGACCACGCGGGGAGCAUGACCUCCAGGUUCAUGCUCAAGCCGCUGGAGGAUCCUCACGUCGACUUGGUCGCCAACGUAUCUGCAGCUGCCGGUGCAAAUAGUGGAACGGAAGUAAAAGGAGACGCUCUGUUCCGCUGGCAGAAAGAUUUAUAUGAUCCCCAUACCUUUGUGGAACUUCUUGCAUCGACUUCAGACCCCAUGUUGAAGCUGAGGUCAUGUGGUUACUACCCUGAGUAUCACGUUGGUACAUUUUGGACACUCCCUUUGCUAAUGGGAAACAGGGUGUCUUCUGAGGACUAUGGUGUCCUGGGUGUAAGGUAUGGUUCAGAGAAUCUAUCAAUUGGGGCGUCCUUUGUACCAGUGCCUGCAUCUGGUGAGGUGCCAUAUGGAGCAUGGUUGGUUGCGAAAAAAGGAAGUUUAACUGCAGGAGCACAAUAUAAGCCACUUAGUGGAAACCAACAUCCUAUGCCAUAUACGGACCCGAAGAACUGGAAUUAUGCAAUCAGUUAUGCUGUUGGCACAACAAGCCCUCUCAGCCCUUCAUUCAUCUGUUCCCUAGAGCUUGCAAGAAAUAAACAGCUUAUUGCAUCAUUCUAUCAGCACCUGGUUGUUCAAAGAAGGGUGAAGAAUCCUUUUGAAGAUGAUCAGGUUGUUGGUAUCACAAACUACAUAGAUUUGGGGCUUGAGUUGGCUGGAGGGAUUGAUAAGGAUAAACCAACAGAGAGUGCCAACAACAACUUGUUUCAGUUAGCCGCAAGCUGGCAAGCUAAUAAGAACUUCAUGUUGAAGGGAAAGCUAGGUCCUUCCAAGUCGUCUGUAGCUCUGGCAUUCAAGUCAUGGUGGAGACCAUCCUUUACGCUUAGCGUCACAGCUGUGAAUGAUCAUACGAAGGGGACGACGUCGUACGGCUUUGGAAUCCGCGUCGAGGAUCUCAGGAAGGCCAGUUACGAGAAGGCCGAUGCGAACUACGUGAUGCUGACGCCAAACAAGCAGCACCUGGCGCCGGCCGUCAUGUUUCAGUACGGGGAGCGGCCCAUGUUCCAGGCGGACGUGGAUUCGGGCAACUUCGACCAUCUGCCUGCGGAGAUGAGGCCUAUCGGCAAGAUACUCUAGAUCCAGGCUUGACCUCUCAGUAGUCGUAGAAGUACCUUCAGCAAGUUCGUCAGAGAAAAAGCCUUGUAGAUCUCAGACCGGUUUGAGAUUCACGGGAGCGUAGUUAUUUUCCGUAGAAAGCAUUGUAGAGAUUUUGUUUCAGAGAUUGUCUGCAUUGGUGAAAGCGUGCCAUGAAAUACGUACGCCAGUUCGAUGGACUAGGAUAUGACAGCGAAAUAGAAAGAUGCAUUUCGUGUAACUAGCUCUAGGUUUUGCUUUUGUGGAUGAUGUCACUCUCGAUCGUAUCUGCACUGGAUAACCAUAUGGAAGAUGGAACCGUGGCACGGCA